This is a messenger RNA of Labrus mixtus (cuckoo wrasse), 3246 nucleotides long. It is a transcript of the gene ttyh2, whose product is annotated as tweety family member 2. The record is from RefSeq and is a predicted model, not a curated record. The coding region runs from base 282 to 1910 and encodes 542 amino acids. Lineage: Eukaryota; Metazoa; Chordata; Actinopteri; Labriformes; Labridae. Gene Ontology annotation, molecular function: intracellularly calcium-gated chloride channel activity; volume-sensitive chloride channel activity. The transcript has 15 exons. Gene Ontology annotation, cellular component: plasma membrane.
CACCAGCGCGUGGACAUGGGCGCACUGUGAUUAUCUCUUCUUUCAUGACAAAACCUCAUCCGGAUUUUACUUCCCGACAACUUCCCCGUCUCGUCAGGACUUUCAUGCACGCUUUUUUUCUCCCCCCCCCUCUCAUGUGUGGCUGAGAGUGCAGUUUCCACAGACGAGCAUGCUCCUAUCAUUGUCUUUGUUUGACAUGAGACGGGAUUAAGGCAACCCGCUUCAGUAAAACGAGGCUAAUUUAAGGCUGUUCGCCCGAACUUUUUCUCUCGGGGGCAGGGAUGUCUUCGGCUCGGGUGGAGUACAUUCAGCCCUGGUGGACCUACUGGCUGCACAAUUUCCCUCACAUCAACCUGAGGUUUCAGCCCAUUGACAACACCUUCCAGCCUGAAGACACGAACUACCAGCAGUCUCUUAUAUUCCUGGGCUGUGUGGCAGCUGCGGGGCUUGGCCUUAACCUGCUCUGCCUGGCCAUCUACCUGAGCUGUCUGUGCUGCUGUCGCAAGGAAGAAGAGGAGGAGAGCAAGAGACCCAACUCCUGCUGCGUCACCUGGUCCGCUGUCGCCGCUGGACUCAUCACAUGCGUCGCAGUGGGUGUGGGUUUCUAUGGCAACAGUGAGACCAAUGAUGGCGUGUACCAGUUGACCUACUCCCUGUACAACGCCAAUCACACUCUGGGCGGAGUGGACAGUCUGGUGACUGGCACCAUGGGCAGCAUGAAGAGCGGCCUGCAGAUGCACCUCGCGAGGUUGGACGAGAUCUUUGCCACGCGGGGCGACUACGUGCAGACCCUGCAGUUCAUGCAGCAGAUGGCGGACAACGUGAUCAAGCAGCUGCUGGGGCUGCCCGACUGGGAGGACGCUAAAGUGGACCUGGCAGCCAUCGCUGAUCAAACAGCACAAGUAGAGUACUACAGGUGGCUCAUGUACCUACUGCUCCUCAUCGUGGACCUCAUCAUCUGCCUGCUGGCCUGUCUGGGGCUGGCCAAGCAGUCUCGCUGGCUUCUCACCACGAUGAUGGUGUUUGGAGUGCUGACGCUGGUCCUGAGCUGGACCUCUCUGGGAGCCGACCUGGCCACUGCUGUGGGCACGAGUGAUUUCUGUGAGUGCCCUGACAAGUUCAUCUUGAGCCAAACAAAGAGUGUCAUUGGAGCUGAUAUAGUUCAUUACUACAUGUACUGCAACCAGACCGUCGCCAACCCAUUCCAGCAGCCUCUAACCAUCUUCCAGAGGUCCCUGACCACCAUGCAGAUCCAGAUCCAGGGACUGCUGCAGUUUGCUGUGCCUCUCUUUCCUACAGCUGAGAGAGACCUGCUGGGUAUCCAGAAUUUGCUCAACUCCUCUGAGGCAAGUCUGCACCAGCUGACCGCCCUGCUGGACUGCAGGGGGCUCAACAAGGACUACCUGGAUGCGAUGGUGGGGGUGUGCUACGACGGGGUGGAGGGCAUGCUCUACCUCUGCCUUUUCUCCGCCCUGGCAGCCUGUGCCUUCACUGUCAUGCUGUGUGCCAUUCCCCGGGCGUGGAGACAAAUGGCCUGCAGGGAACGAGAUUAUGACGACAUUGACGAGGAGGACCCAUUUAACCCUCGGAGGAGGAUAAGCUCCCAGAACCCCAACCUCACCAACAUGCAAAGCUUCUGCAGCUACAGCAGCAGCAUGGGCAGUCAGAGCAGCCUGCACCGGCCCACCCCGGCUCUCACAAACGCCCCCAUGUCUGAGUACAUGAACCACACAGUUCUGUUUGGGGGAAAUCCACGGUACGAGAAUGUGCCUCUGAUAGGACGAGGCUCUCCACCUCCCUCGAUAUACUCUCAGCAGUAUAGAAACCGAUACUCCCCCAGUAUGAGGGCCACCUAUCUGUCCAUGACCGAGGAACAGAGAAGACACUUUGGGAACGACUUCCAAGCAUAGACUUCUUACGCUGUCCGAGGAUGGAAACAGCUUCACACACACACACACACACACACACACACACAGAUACACACACACACAAACACUCAACAAACAGAUUGUGUGGCUGCAGCGAGCAUCACAGAGGACAGUGUGUAACAAAGUCGUCGGUCCAGGACGGAGCUGUGUCAGGACAAUGGAUGCACCGCUGUAUGCUCUAAAAUGAUUCAUGACACUCUUCUGUUUGAAGACACAUCUGGAGGAGCUCGCUAAAUAUUUCCGACACUCGCCGUCGACCUCUAACCUGCUCUUAACUUGUUGUGUUAUUUGGCUUGACAGGCUGAGUCGUCAAUUGAUGAAGCACUAUGGGAAAGAAGGUGACACGGCAGAGAUUUGACUCAUACCUUAGUUCUUAUGUUUUAAUGAAAAAUGAAACCAAUGAUUACUGACUUUGAUUCAAGGGGUGGGAGAGGCAAUUUUGAGUAUUCAUUUCUCACCAAGGUAAUGCAGUUAGCCUUUUUAUUAUGAAGUCAAGAAUAAAAAAAGGAAAUCAUUUGUCACUCCUGUUGGAACAGAUUUUUUUUUUUUUAAUUCAAAUUGAGCCUCCAAAGAGAAAAAAACGUGAGCAUGACAGCUGGUGUAAACACGACAUAGUAUUUUCUGUGCCCCUGUGCUUGAGGCUUUUUUUUUUUAUUUAUGAGGCACAAAGCCAGCAGUUGCGGCACACAGCAGGCGGAGGAGGCUUUGUUGAGGUAUAAUUUAUUUACAUUCACACACAGGCAUGCCUCGAGUGAAGCUUUGUGUCUUCUGGAGAUGACACUACCCUGAGACCACGGCUUCUGUGUAUAAAGUGUACAAUAACAGACUGGUGUCUCAUUCUGAUGUGGUUUAUUUUCAUUUGGUUUUAAAAAAAAACAAAAAAACGUGCCAUUUUUAUAUAUUUUUUUCUAGUUUUGUGUGGCGAUGUCACAUAGGAUCACUGUUUAUUGUUGUGUCUUGUGUUUUCUAAAGGGCAAAUAAUUCACGUUUUCUGCAUAUCUAACCCUGCUAAUACAAACGAAAAAGUAGUUUCGCUCAGAACUUGGGAAGCUGUGCUCCUCUAACAAUGAUUACUUAGAAUAUUCAGGUAAUAUUUCUAUCAAGUCAAACCAUCAAGCAGUUCAGGUUUGUAUUGACUAACAAUGAUUCUCUGUAGGGGUGUUGAAUACACAAAAGUUUUGUUUAUUAAUUAUUUUUCUAAGUGUCAUUUCUUUCAGCAUGUUGCAGUGUACAGGCACUUACUGUGGUGCUUAAUUUUGCGUGUGACCUUAAACUACAAGGUCUAACUGUGAGUUGAAUAAAUCAGUUUUCAGUACAA